This is a messenger RNA of Sphaeramia orbicularis (orbiculate cardinalfish), 2083 nucleotides long. RefSeq names its product matrix metallopeptidase 19 (gene mmp19). Gene Ontology annotation, cellular component: extracellular matrix. The coding region runs from base 97 to 1518 and encodes 473 amino acids. Gene Ontology annotation, molecular function: zinc ion binding; metalloendopeptidase activity. The transcript is spliced from 9 exons. Gene Ontology annotation, biological process: extracellular matrix organization; collagen catabolic process; proteolysis. Lineage: Eukaryota; Metazoa; Chordata; Actinopteri; Kurtiformes; Apogonidae. The record is from RefSeq and is a predicted model, not a curated record.
GUGCUGAGAGAACAAACAGUCUGCUGUGGGACUCUGCUGAGCACAUCUCUACCUCAUUGCACCAGUUGAGAAUAUCUGGGUCACAGACUGUUGGAGAUGGACUACACUGGGCUGCUGGUGCUGCUACUAGUGCUCAGCUUCACUGGUACUAUUUCUGAAGUUCUGCAAUGGACUGAAUUAGAGGAAGCAACGGCUUAUUUAAGGCAGUAUGGUUACCUGAGUGACCCUAUGGAUCCUCAAGACCCUAAUUAUUUGGAGGAGGUUGUUGAAGCUCUCAGGGUUUUCCAGAGAGUGAAUGAUCUGCCCCCCACUGGAGAAUUAGAUGAUGCUACCCUGGAGGUCAUGAGGCAGCCCCGCUGUGGCAUGGAAGACCCCUUUAACAAGAAACAGCACAGAUACAGAGUCAUGGGUCGCUGGAGAAAGAGGAAUCUGACGUAUCGCAUCCACAACUACACACCUGACAUGAAGAAGAUAGAUGUGAAGACAGCUAUCCGCUCUGCAUUUAAGUACUGGAGUGAUGUGACUCCCUUGAACUUCAGAGAGGUUGACUUUGGCAGAGCAGACAUAAGGAUCUCCUUCCAUGAUAAAGAUGGCUACUGCCCUGUGCCAUUUGAUGGACGUGGUCAUGUACUAGCACAUGCUGAGUCACCAGAGUCUGGUAUUGUCCAUUUUGAUGAGGCUGAGUUCUGGACUGAGGGGUCAUACUAUGGCACUAAUCUGCGUAUUGUAGCUGCCCAUGAAAUCGGACACGCCCUCGGUUUGGGUCACUCUCAGUUCAGAAGUGCUCUGAUGGCACCGGUCUACUCUGGGUACCGGGUCAACUUCAGACUGCACUCAGAUGACAUAAAAGGCAUCCAGGCCCUGUAUGGCAGACACAUCACAAGUACUUUGGCCAGUCCGACACCUGCAGACGGUACCUUUCCCACAGAGAGCACCCAUAAUACUGCGAACAUCCCUGACCCCUGCACUGCCACACUGGAUGCCAUUAUGCUAGGUCCAUGGAGGAAGACAUUUGCUUUCAGUGGUGACUAUGUGUGGACCAUCUCUGAUCUGGGACACAACACACCAAUAAAGAUUGACAGGCUGUGGAAGGAGCUCCCUGGAAACCUAAAUGCUGCCGUGUACUCUCAGAGAACAAACAAGACGUACUUCUUCAAAGGAGGGAAAGUGUGGAGGUACACAAGUUUCCUGCUGGACUACGGCUACCCCAAACAGGUGAAACGGAUCCCUGCUGGUAUUGAUGCAGCUUUGUACCUGGAGAAGAAUAAGAAACUGGUCUUUAUUAAGGGUUCAGAACACUGGCAAUUUGAUGAGCUGAAGUAUAACGACAUGGGUCUCUACCCCAAACCUUUGAGCAUGCUUUUCACCGGUGUCCCAUCAAGUCCAGAUGCUGUGUUCACUUGGACAAAUGGCAAGAUCUUCUUCUUUAAGGGAGAUAGUUACUGGCGUGUGAAUGAGAUGUUGAGAGUGGACAGAGGGUACCCACUGAGCAAGGGGGAGCGCUGGAUGAAAUGCUAGGAAUCUACCAGUAGAGGGCAGCAGAUACCAAGAGGCCUAAAGCAGGGUGCUGGUUCCACUCCAGGGGCACUGACAACCAUCAACCUCAACAUUACCAAUUAACCAUCAGUUACCGUCACAGAAUCUACUGUGAGAAUCAUUUGUUUUCACUGGAUUUGAUCAUAACAAAGCUACUUCUGUUCCUAGGAUAAUCUAAUUUUUGUGAGGCUUAGUUCAUGAACACAAAUGUGUGUUUUUGUGACUGCGAGAAUUAUGUAAGCUUUUGUAUGAUCUCAGAGAGAAAUCAAGGGAGGUCUUGUUUUUUUCUCUCAAACACAUGUGUUUGAUUAUGUGUCUUGAUACUUUCAGUAAGAUGUAAUAUGAUGGAGUUUUCAUUUUCUGUUCAGACUUUUGUAAACAAUCAAAUGACACUUAUGUAUGUUUUUGCCCUUAAUUGUUGCAAACUAAACAUGUUGGUUUUCUUAUAAAUCACACUGGUCUGUUAAAAUGUGUGAUGAAAGUCUCUGCUGGAAAUCUAACAUUUUUUUGCCAUUAAACAAGACAUAACGUCAGUUGUAAAAUUACA